Molecule: messenger RNA, 498 nt
Organism: Parnassius apollo (apollo)
Lineage: Eukaryota; Metazoa; Arthropoda; Insecta; Lepidoptera; Papilionidae
Source: the annotation of a GenBank genome assembly
AUGUUUCGACACCUAAAAACUCGUGUUGUGACGCAAACAUUGAGACUCAUACAAUCAUUUAUUCCCAAAGAUAGGCAAAUUCAUGUGACAUUAGGCUUAAAGCAUGGUGAAUUCGAAUGGCAAGAUCCUAAAUCAGAAGAAGAAGUUGUAAAUAUAACGUACAUUGAUAAGGAUGGAAAUAAAACCAAAGUGAGAGGAAAAGUUGGUGAUAAUGUACUUUAUUUGGCCCACAGAUAUGGAAUUGAAAUGGAAGGGGCUUGCGAAGCAUCAUUAGCUUGUACAACAUGCCAUGUAUAUGUAAGACAGGAGUUCCUUGACAAACUACCCCCAUCUGAGGAAAAAGAGGAUGACUUACUGGAUAUGGCACCAUUCUUAAAAGAGAAUUCUAGAUUAGGUUGUCAAAUAGUAUUGACAAAGGAACUAGAGGGAUUGGAACUUCAGUUACCAAAAGCAACUAGGAACUUCUAUGUAGAUGGCCACAAACCCGCUCCCCACUGA